AUGCCUCAGGCAGCCGCACUCCAGAACUUCGUUCGGUCCAUCCGACUCUCUACUCAUCCCCCCCCACCAUCCUUCCACUCGACGCCCCCGUUCCUCCCUCUUCCUCCAUUCGACCAAAGAGGCAUGUCUUUCUUUGGAUUCGAUACCUCCCUCCCUAGGGAUCGCGGUCGCGGCCCUGGGGCCAAGGGCUUCUUCGAGAACUCGGAUCCCUUCGCGCAAGUCGCUUUGGCUGAUAAGUUUGUGGAUGGUGAUGCUGUUGACUUCGAAGAUACCUACGACGGCCUUGGCGACCAGCUCGAUGACGAUCAAGACGAGUUCAACGACGAUACCUUCGGCGGCGGCGGCGGCGGCGGCGGCAUUGGAGAGGCUGCGCCCGUCGGUAGAGAUUUUGAUUUCUUUGGAAGAACUGCUGGUGUUGCCGAUGCCAUUGGAGAAGAGCAGGUUCGCUAUAGCUUGCAGAACCCUCAGUCCGCUCCAGCACCCGCCCAGAGAGCUCCCCCGCCGGCAACGGAUCCCACCGAGUCGACCUCUAGGCGCACGGGCUACGAGAAGUACUCUGAACCUGGAUAUAUCCCUGAUCUGCAAGCGAAAUCGAGCGUUUGGGCGCAGAAGGUCGAACCGAGCCCCGCCCCCGCCCCGGCCCCGGCACCGAGCCGCAAGAUAAUGAGCCUGGAGGAAGUCGAGGCACUUGAGGCACAGAUGCGCCGCGGUCAGCCUGGUGGAAGACUGCCUCCGCAGCAGAUGCAGCAGAUACAGCAGAUGCAGCAGAUGAUGGCCGAUCCGUAUCAACGUCACCCUCAACAAUUCCCGACGCUUUCUGAUGGCUUCCACCAGCUGCCCCCGGAGUUGCAGGCGCAGCUUGAGAAAGGGGGUAUGCCACCUCCGCCCCCAGGGAUGCCAGAGCUCUAUGGCGGACCUGGACCUGCUAUUCCUCCCGGUGCCCCAUUCUUGCAAAAUAACCUCCCUCCCCAGAACAUGCCUCCCCAGCCCUCUCGUCAUGCCGGUCUGCCCCAGGGUCAGCGGCCGCAGCAUAUGGAGCAACAGCUGCCGCCCCCGAGCAGCCGCGCACCGAACAAUGGCCUGCCGGUUAUUACUAACCCGCAGCAGCUUCUGCACCUGACUGAGGAGCAGCGCAAUGCUUACCUAGUUGAGGACGCGAAGCGGGCGAAGCGCAACCACAAGAUUGCCCUCCUUUCCAGAGGCAACGGCUUGAUGACGCCCCAGGACAAGAACUUUAUCACGCGAAUCCAAUUGCAGCAAUUGGUGGCCGCGGCCGGUAACGUGGCAGACGCCGAUCCCGAGGCUGUGUUGGCCGAGGACUUCUACUAUCAGGUCUACAGCCAGAUUCGUGGAGCGCCCCGCCAGCACCCCCACCAGCCUCUUGGCCACUUUGCCCAGACCUAUCUGCUCCAGACCGGAAACCGUCUCGGUGGAAACCGACACCGAAACCCUUUGCAGGGCGCGGACAAUCACAUGCAGCGGAUGCAGCAGCAAGUCCAGCGCGCUGUUGAGGCUGCCAAGGCCAAGCCCAAGAACAAGCAAUUAAUCAUUGAGGGAAGUUUGGGCAAGAUCUCCUUCAGCAACGCCAAGGCGCCGAAGCCUAUGCUUAACAUCAAGCGUCCCGAUAGCUCGGAAGGACCUCGUCCCAAGAAGGUGCAAUCGGAGCUUAGCUUGAGCGACCGCAAAUCCAUUCUCACCAAUAUUGAGCGUGUUUAUAGCGCCCUGAUGUCUAUGGAGGAUAUGGAGCGCACGAUGCCGCCGCCACCGGAAGAGGGUGAUGCAGAAGCGAUCCAGAAGCAUAUGGAAUGGCGUCAGGAGCUCCACGGACUCAACCAGAAGCUCUGGAAAGCGCUGAAGGUUAUGGAGCCCAUUGUACCCAACUCCACCACCCCCCACCCCUUCAUCGCCUUCCUGUCCCACGCCAAGGGCAAAAAGGCCAUCCCGCGCAUCUUCCGCCACAUCGACCAGGAACAGCGCGUAACUAUCCUUACCAUGAUCGUCGUGCACCUGGACAGCUUGGACGUGGUGCGCCUUGCACAGUCCAUGCCCGGUGAGGCCCAGCCCUCCAUGGCUGUGCGCGAAACCAUUGACCUGUUCUCGCUGGCCGUCAUGCCGAGCUUGCUCCAGUAUGUCAAUGAGGCACCAUUCAACAUUAUCAUCGGUCUCCUGGGCCUGGUCAUUGCGCAGACCCACGUGCAGAGCGUGGCUCGCACCAAGGUCGGACUAGGCAUCCUGACCAUGCUCCUGAGUCGUGCGGAGCUGGUCAAGGAGGCUGGCCAGGCACCCGAGCGUGACUGGCAGCAGUGGGUUGAGAAGUUCAACGUGCUCUUCGACACCCUGGAGCCCGUCCUAGCCGAUAUCUUCCCCGGCUCGAUCAACUCGGGCGACGACAUGUACGUCUGGCAAUUCCUUGCCGCCGUGGGUAUCGGUGCCAGCCCCGAGCAGCAGCAGCGCCUGGUCAUUGCUGUCAAGGACCGCGUCAUGGAAACCGUGGGUUACAGCAAGAGCCUCCCUGCAGACAUGGCCAGCCAGCGAUUGGGCAACGUCAACCUAUUUAUGCGGGCCAUCGGAUUGGACGUGGAGCUUCUUGGUUAA
Molecule: messenger RNA, 2595 nt
Organism: Penicillium atrosanguineum
Lineage: Eukaryota; Fungi; Ascomycota; Eurotiomycetes; Eurotiales; Aspergillaceae
Product: deadenylation-dependent mRNA-decapping factor PAT1
Exons: 3
Coding region: 1-2595 (864 amino acids)
Biological process (GO): deadenylation-dependent decapping of nuclear-transcribed mRNA; P-body assembly
Cellular component (GO): P-body
Molecular function (GO): RNA binding
Source: RefSeq, a predicted model, not a curated record